AUGCAGCUCUCCCAAGUCCUUUCAAUUGUCCUGGCCGCUUUACAAGCCAGCCGUGUCGCAGCCGAGGCUACCGGUUGGUGCUAUGUGGACCUUGUGUUCGAGGAGCUAGAACAGGAAGGCCACUUACGAGAGGCCGGGCAAGGCUAUACAUCCGAGAUUAAGGAAGAAGUCGAGGGUUGCUUGCCUGACGGUUGGGAUAUCGUUGGCUCGGUGGCUCGGCCUUACUUUGCGGAAGAACAGUGUGACGAGACAAAUGAUGAGGGCACAAGGUCACAGGACGGUGGGGAUAUUUUUGGCACGGCAGGAAAUUCGAAUUUCUUGGAUGAACUCUGUGAAUGGGAAGAAAGACGAGGGACUAAACCCACAAACUGA
Pyricularia oryzae 70-15 is the source of this 372-nucleotide messenger RNA. RefSeq lists its product as uncharacterized. The transcript is spliced from 2 exons. Bases 1 to 372 code for a protein of 123 amino acids. NCBI's taxonomy places the organism in Eukaryota, Fungi, Ascomycota, Sordariomycetes, Magnaporthales, Pyriculariaceae. The record is from RefSeq and is a predicted model, not a curated record.